AUGUAUCAAAAGCUGCUUGAUCUGGAGAUCAUAAAUGAUGAUUUCUACGGAUCAAGAACUCAAGUCAGUGGUGGGAAUCGUGGUAAAGAAAAAGGUCAGCUCCUGUUAAGUCAUGUAAAGUUUAUUGAGAAAGUACAAGAUGAUGAGUUAGAUAAUAAAAAGAAUGCCUUCCAAGUUGCUUAUGCUGAAGAUGCGAUUUCCAGCACUUGGUAUCUUUUAUACAUUGUUGCAAAUUCCGCCAUUGAAAGGGAUGACUGGAUAAGUCUAGUAAGAUUUUACACACGGGAACGAGGUGCCACUUUUCUACCACGCUAUCAUCCUGGUGUUUGGAAACGUCCUGGUCGAUAUAGUUGCUGUGAUGAUAUUAAUCGCCGUUCUAUGGGAUGCCAGCCAACCAAUGAACCAGGUCCAUCUGUGGUCAUUGAGCAACUUUGGCGUACAGCGACAGGUGUUGAUUCAAACAACUUUCAACCUCAAAUGACACCCAAUCCCGUAGCUAGUACACAAGCUCCAUUUCCUAUAUCCACUCCUCAGUUAGUUACAGUUCAGCUUAGUUCAAAUAUACAGCUUACGUCUAAUACGUUAUCUGUUCCUGAUUUAAAUUCUACCAACGUCGCCUCUACUGCCGCUUCGUUUAUUCCACUUACUUCCGCUGUUGCGUUACCUGUACUUCAUCAAGCACCAGGUCUUUCAGCUCCUGUUACAGGAGUGCUUAUGUCUACUGCGGUAACCAACUCAGUUGCACCUUCAACCUUAUUUCAAAUACAACAACAACAACUUCUCUUACAACAAAAACAACAACAACAACUUGCUAUGCUUGCAAAUAAUAAUGCUGGCCAAUUUUCUCAUUUAAAUAAUGCAUUGCGUCGGUCAGGAAUGAACCAGAAUCGAGGACAUUCUCUGCGUUAUGUUCAGCCAACUUUCGAUAUGGAUGAAGGAGAAAAUACGGUUAUUGCAGUGCAUAAUUACAAUCCUGUGAGGGAAAAUCAACUACCCUUACAAAAGGGUGAAAAGUACUAUGUUGUUAACCAAAGUAAUGCUCAGUGGUGGUAUGUCAGGAAUAUGGCUGGUCAAUUGGGUUAUGUGCCUACCAAUUAUGUUCACAAACCAAAUAGUUUGAAUUCAUUUGAUUGGUAUUACAAAGAUAUUACAAGACAACAAGCUGAAGCUAUUUUACUCGACGAAAAUCGUGAAGGUUGUUUUCUGGUUCGAGAUUCAGUCAGCAAAAAGAAUACUUACACUCUGUCAGUCACAUCAAAAGAUCCGGAAGCACCCGGAAAAUUAAAGGUACAUCACUAUCAUAUUCAUAGGACAGAAUCAUCAAGUUUAAAUGGACAUGUGAACGGAGGUGGUGCCGGUAGUGGUGGCAACAGCGGUGUAAAUACUGCUGCAGGUACUACUACUUCUAGUGUUAGUGUCAAUCUGAAUGGUUCAGCUGGAACGGGCUUGAACAAUCCUAAGGUGGGAUCAGUUGCCAAUGGAGAAGCUCAAUAUUAUCUAUCCGAAAAGCAUGCAUUUCCUACAAUCAGUGAUGUGAUACACUAUCACAAACACAAUUCUGGUGGAUUAGUAGUUCGACUCAGAUCUCCACCAACAAAGGAUCGAGAAAGUCCUGUUACCGCUGGAAUGGGUUUAGAUGAGUUUGAACUUGACCCAGCUGAACUUCAUUUGGAAAGGGAACCAAUUGGAAAAGGACAAUUUGGAGUGGUUAAACGUGGUAAAUUCCGUAACAUUCCUGUAGCCGUUAAGCAAAUGGUUGAAGGUGCUAUGAAUGAGGAUGAUUUCAUUGAAGAAGCCAAAAAUAUGCGAUUCCUCAAUCAUCCGAAUCUUGUACAGUUAUUUGGUGUUGUAUUGAAAAAGCGUCCAAUUAUGAUUAUUACUGAAUACAUGAAACAUGGUUCCUUACGUGAUUUUAUGCGACAACGCCAACCACAGUUCUGUAAUCGACCAGUUGUUAUGUCUGAUAUUUGUGCUCAAGUAGCCAAUGGAAUGGCUUAUUUAGAACAAGAGCAGUUUGUACAUCGAGAUUUAGCUGCGCGAAACUGUUUAGUAAAAUCAAUCAGUCAAAAUUCAGUUCAUGUAAAAGUAGCUGACUUUGGUAUGGCACGUUUCCUACUGGAUAAUGUAUAUGAACCAAGUGCUGGAACGAAAUUCCCUGUUCGUUGGGCACCUCCUGAAGUAUUUCAAUCCACUUACACAGCCAAAGCGGAUGUAUGGAGUUUUGGUGUACUUAUGUGGGAAGUGUUUACAUGCUGUUCAGAAAACCCUUACCAAGGCAUGAAUAACACACAAGUUUAUCAGUACAUUGUUGGUGGUGGUCGACUGCAUAAACCUGCUGUUUGCCCUGAGAGAAUCUAUGUUUUAAUGCUGGAGUGUUGGCAACAUGACUCCAGUAAAAGACCAGCGUUCGAAUAUAUUUGCCAGAAAAUUGGAGGGUAUUUAGAUCAAAAUUGUGAAAAUUAAUCACCGUAAACAAGGGGAAUUUUGUUGAUGGACAACAAAAUGAGCAAUUGUCUCUGAAUGUUUAUUGGAUAACAAUUCUUACAUUUCCUUGUUUCUUAUAAAGCAAAGGAAAUAACUGAGCUGUUUCGUAUGUACAAUUUACACAAUAGAAUACUCUCUGCGGAAGUUUAUAGAAAUUCAAAAGAAUCAUUUUGUUUGCUCUUCAUCGUUUACGAAAACCCACACAUUUAAUUCGUACACCAUGACAACCCCGUCCCUGCUAAGUAUCUGCCAAGCAUUUGUGUUUGAAUCGAUAUCGU
Molecule: messenger RNA, 2762 nt
Organism: Heterobilharzia americana
Lineage: Eukaryota; Metazoa; Platyhelminthes; Trematoda; Strigeidida; Schistosomatidae
Source: the annotation of a GenBank genome assembly